Molecule: messenger RNA, 142 nt
Organism: Funneliformis caledonium
Lineage: Eukaryota; Fungi; Glomeromycota; Glomeromycetes; Glomerales; Glomeraceae
Source: the annotation of a GenBank genome assembly
AUGUCUUAUGACACAAUUAAAUAUAAGCGCAUUUAUUUAAUUAUCGUUGUUCUCAUUGCGGUAUUUAUUGCCGUUAGUUAUGCCUAUCCAACUACUGAACUGAACAAUUCAAUCAGCAUUCUUCAAAAAAGACAAGAUCCCG